AUGCACACAGUCUUCCUGUACAAUUACACAACAAUUUCUGCCAGCGCACCUCAUGAAACCGGAGCCGGAUGUGACGUUAGUUUUGAAAUACAGCUCCAGGACCGCGUUGGAUGCCUAGUUGAUACAGAGAUGAGCGGUGAGAACGUUAAGUUGUUUGUGGGGAACCUUCCUUUAGAUGCAACUCAAGACGAGCUAAACAAGCUCUUUGCUCCAUAUGGAGAGAUCAACACCUGCUCUUUACUCAGACAGUAUGCCUUCGUUACCCUGAAGGGAGAGGGGGCAGCAGACAGGGCCAUACGACAUCUUGAUGGCAAAGAGUAUAGAGGCAGGCCCCUGGUGGUUGAGGAGUCACGUGCUCGCCCACCCAACUCCACUAAAGUGUUUGUGGGGAACCUCGCGGCAACAUGCUCAGCAGACGACCUGCACGGGCUGUUUUCAACCUUCGGAAGAGUUUUAGACUGUGAUAAAGUCAAAGCCAGAUUAUGCUCAAAUGUUGGCUAUGCAUUUGUGCAUAUGGAGCGGAAGGAGGAAGCGCUGGUAGCCAUUGACGCGCUCCAUGGGACCAUGUUCAAGGGCCGUCAGUUGGCCGUAGAGCUUUCCAAAGCCCAACCUUUGAUUAACCAGCUUGCCAUGGCCGGAAAUUCAAACAACUUUGCGGGUGGUAUAGCAGGUGGCAGGGAGGGCCUUCUUCCGCGACCACCUCCAUCACUAGAGCACCAUCAGAGUCAAGCAGCCGUGCUAGCAGCAGCGGCCGCAGCCGCGGCUGGACUCCCCAUACAAGUUCAACAAAGUGUCCAUAACUCAUUCUACAACACCACGUCCUUUGACCCCACCUACGCUGCAUUGAAGGGCAUUACAAGCGCUAAAGGUGCAGAUGGAGUGAUUUACGGUGCCCUUGCCAGCCAGGUAUAUGGAACCGUUGCUGACCAGGUCUACCAAGAUAUGGCCAAUCACAAUUCUGCGGCCGUUGUUGAAGAAGUAGAGCCACAAACUGGACCAGAUCCAACAACGCUUUUUGAGGCCGCAAGAGCCAAGUUCUUUCAGGAGGGACAGAAGGUUCUGGCUGAGCAGCAGGCAGGGAGAAAGGCAGCAUCUGCAGACAGUGAGCGGGACCGCAGCCCAAUCAGAGGAAAUCGAGCCCCUCUCCUACCGGACCCCGUUCCGGGUUCUUUUGCUCAGAUACGACCUAAGCGGCGCGCCCUGCUGCCAACACCACCUGGAGCACCUGAAGAGCCUCCAGCAGCCACUAACACUCCUGAAGGGUCAGAUCCUGUUGCUAGGUCUUACACAGAGUACUACCAGCAAAUGCAUCAAUACCAACAGUAUCAACAAUACCAGCAACAGUACCAGUACCUCCAGUAUGCCUACACCAAUCCUCCUCCUCCGCCUCCACCGCCACCGGCUACCACACAGGCACAGGCCUCCACCACAGCCACUGCACCCCCAGGGACGUAUGCGGCGCCCCCAACGUACGCAGCACCGGGAGCCUAUGCAGCGCCAGGAACAUAUGACACUUCGGGAUGUUAUGCCUCAUCAGGGAGCUACAAUGCUUCAUCUGGAAACUACGAGGCCUCGUCAAGAAGCUAUGAUGCAUCUGGAGGCUACGGGGCACCGGGAGCAUAUGAUUCAUCAGGAGCUUAUGCAGCAGCGGGAAGCUACUCCACAUCCACACCGUAUGAGCAGACACCCGCACACGGGCAACCCAUGCCCCAGCGCCAUGAUUACCCUUACCACACGCCAGAACCCCCUUAUCGAUAGUCCCACCCCCACACACUCCUUCCACAAAGCAGAUGUGUGUGUUUGUGUGUGUUUGUGUGUGUGCGCGUGUGUGUGCAUGUAUAUCUACAUAAGGGACCGUUUUAAAGGAAAACCAGAGAGGGAGCCAGGUCGAAUGCAAGUUUGAAUGUAAUUCAUCUUAACCUAGUCUCUUGCCUGCCUGUCAGUUUAUGGCUGUGUGUCUAAGUAGGACAACUAAUAUUGGAAUAUUGUCAAGCAUUCAGAGUUUGUGUUAGACGUUAUGGAGGCCCAGCUGGUUUUUUGUUGGAUGUUAAAGGAGCUUUAAUGUUUCUUGGGACAAAGUUGGACUUGGAGGCCAGGGUAGGAUCAUAAGAGAAGCCUUUUGUUUGUACUGAAUCAAGGCCUUUUAUAUACUCUACAUAAAAAUGUGCACCAAAUUCGCGUUUCCUGGAAAAACUGUUAAAAAAUAAGCAGUCCAAAACAAACUGAUGAAUUUAAAAAUGUUCAUCCCUCUGGCUCCCUAACAAGAUGUAUUAAACUUGCUGCCUUCUUUAUUAAACACAACUUUUAGAGAUCCAUAUGUCUCUAAGAUAACAAUUAUUAAUAUAAAAAUAUCAUCCAAACACACACUAUUGUUGGCGCAGGAGAACCCUGUGUGGAGUAUGUAACAGGCCUCUGUUUAAAUUCUGCUUGACCCCUUUGUAAUUGCUAGUCUGUUUGCCUGAUUGAAGAAGAAGAAAGCUGAACUGAUUGAAAUGGAGCGGUGCAUCAGUGAGGUUUUUGUUGCCUUUACUGAAUGAUUAGUUGACCAGCUUGUAAACUGUUUCAGGCUGGCCUCACUGAACUGAUCAGCCAGUCCCACGAGAAUCUUUUGAUAUUUCAAAAGAUCUCAAAUCACCUUUUUGAAAUGGACGUUUAGGUCCCUAAGAUUCCAAAUUAACUCUGGGUGAUUUUGGUGAUUGUAUUUCGCAUGCCGGCAUCACAAGUUUUCUUGAGGCCAUCUGCUUUCAGGGUGUAAAGAGUGACUACAGAGUAAAUGUGUUGUCCACACAGGCCUCCCUGUUUAAUUUGGCGAGGUCGCGUGACUUAAUUUGGAUAUUACCAGUCUGAUUCUGCGUGCUUGAAGUUUCAUAGUCACGAAGGAUAGUCAAGUGUGAACAUGACUUUGAUAACGACAGGGCAAAAAAUACAGUCUGAUGAAACCUUUUCAGCGAUUAAAUUGUAUUAUGUGACCUGGAUGUCUUCUUGAAGUGGUUUUCCAUAAUUUACCUUUCUUGUGUUUUCUUUCUUAGCCCAGGCUCUCUGUGUUUCUCGAGGCCUACACAAACUCAGGGGUUAAAUAUAUCCUGUCGAGAGUUUUGGUUCAAGUCGGUGUUUGCCUCUGAAACGUUAGGACAGAAUCAAAGUCAUUCUGCCAUUCCCAUUUUUCUUUUUCAGUUUUUUCACGAAAAUUGUGAUCGGAGCAACCUAUGUGAGGAGAAAGCCUCAACGUGUUUCUCCCAUUUUUGGUCAUACUUAGUUGGACCGUUUUUUUUAGACUGAAGAAAAUGAGCUUUUGUUGGUUUUGUACAUAUUUAAAUUUAUAAAAGCCAGAAGAAUGACAGCAAGUUUUGUUUGGCCAAUGAUGUUGCAAUAAUCAUUAUCAUUGCUUACAUUUUGAAUUGGUUUUCUAUUAUUGGCUUUUGUUCCAGUCUCAGCUACUGUUCAGUCUCUGCCCACAUUGGAAACUAUUGGGGAUUUAGAGGGAGAGAUAAACUAGUUUUCAAAACAGGAAAUGUACAAUUUGCUACUCAUGUAAAUACUUUAAAUCUUAUUUUAGGCUGAAAAGUAAUACCAAUCAACAUUUGGUUGAGUGGUAAGAACAUUGACUGUUAAUAUUAGAUGUACUGAUUGUAUUUUUUCCUAAACAGUGAGGAGAUAGUAUAUAGUCGAGACAAAGUAGGACAGUUGAGUUGUAACGGUCUGGUUAUAAAACAAAGAGGCAACCGUCAAGGUUGAUUGUAAUCUGAUUAUGGUCAUGCUUGAAGUGAGAUGUAUUGAACCAUUGUGGCAUGGGAUUGCAUACACUAAACACCCUGUAAAAAUCAGACAUUGCAUAUGAUUUGAAGGGCCGAUUCUAAAAAUGGGAGAAAACGGUAAUCACAAUUGGAGCUUUGAGCAGGUAGAAGUGUAUACUUUUUUUCUAAAUGCAGUGCCGUGGUGGUUUGCUGAUGUGUAUAGUGUAGGGUUGUUGACUGAGUGGAUAGGAGGUGAUUGUCUUGGUGCUGCAGUUGCAUAUGAGGGUUGUUUUGGAUUUAGUAAAGGCCGCUGAGCAGCAGCCAGAAGGGUCGAUGAUCUUUCCUUUUCCCACUUCUGAUCUUAACAGAAAUACACACCUAAUUUUGACACUAGCAUUACUGGCUUUCUCUGCAUUCAUAUUCCACCGAGACAGCGCCACAUGUGUAUCUAGAUGUAACUGGGUUCAUUUCAUUUUACUCAUGUAAAGCAGGCUACAUGUGCAAAUGAUACUAAUGCGCACCUGAUUUUAUAUGACUUACAGUAGUUGUUCCGUUCGUGAUUGUAAAACACUAGUUGUACCACUCAUCUUAUUUCUUAUACGCCACCUGAGUUGGUAGUGCUGUGUUAGGUUUAAGUGACACAUAGCCUCUCUAAAUUUCCACAUAAUUCCACCUUCUCCAUGUGAACUGUUAGUUGCAUGCCUUGUUGUUGCUGCUGCUCCAGCCACCUUCUUCCUCUUGCUGAUUAUUGCAGCUAGAGUGGGAGGGAGCCAAUCUGAGCCCUUGCCCUGGACGUACGCCACACGCAGCUGUAGCGUGGGAUGGGGAUAACAGCAGCGUUAGGCCUGAAACUGCUGUGGACGAUGGGGUGUCCCCCCACUAAGGUAAACACUCAGACCACACACUCCUGCCCCUCCCCGAAAACACACGUACACACUCACAAACACACAGCUACAUAUAUAUGCAUUCUUCCUAUUCCUUACCUGUGUGCAGGGAGUUUUCUUUGUCAGGAUUUCAUUCAUUUUUUGGGAAAUGGGUCUCUCAUCCUUUUUUAUUGGGAGAUUAACUUUUUUCCUGCUGUCGAUUUUUCCUGAUCAUAUCCCUGCAUCCCCCCCCCCCAAGAAUACUCUGCUCAUACAUUCCUGCUCCCAACAAACGGACCGCUCACACACACCAGAUUUGGAGGAUCGUGUACCGUCUUUAAGUCUAAAUCUGAACCCUUUCUGAAGCAGGCAUGUUUUUAGUACAUCCCGUAUCUAACAGCCUGUCAUUCAAGAGUACCAGUCAAUCAGCCAGAAUUGGGCGUGGGACAUUUAGAUGGGAUGGGUUGUUUUAGUUUUUGUAAAUGCGCCCCUGGGGCCACUUCGGGAUUAAGUGCCUUGCGUAAGAGCACAUCGGUAGGCCCUUCAUUUCAGAGUUGAAUAACCUGGCUCAGGAUCGGUUGCUGGUUCAACGCUCGACUGCCCCUCUUCCCAAAAACGACGAUUUUUGAUGCCACAUUGAACUUGUAUGAAUGACAAUGAACACAAAUAUCAUUUUGUUUUAAAUUACAUUUUGUCCUAUGUUCUUUGACAUGUUUAAUUAUCAAUAAAUGACUUUGAACUGAA
This is a messenger RNA of Etheostoma cragini (Arkansas darter), 5341 nucleotides long. Its product is annotated as RNA-binding protein 4-like. The record is from RefSeq and is a predicted model, not a curated record. Bases 1 to 1758 code for a protein of 585 amino acids. Lineage: Eukaryota; Metazoa; Chordata; Actinopteri; Perciformes; Percidae. The transcript is spliced from 9 exons. Gene Ontology annotation, molecular function: mRNA binding. Gene Ontology annotation, cellular component: cytosol.